AUGUUUAAUAUAGUAAGUUUUAGCGAUGAUGAUAUAUUAAGAUGGGUAAAUACUGAUGGAUCAUCCCAUAUUCUCCCUACUAUUAAAAUAUAAGUAAGAGGAGUUGGAAUUUUUUCUCUCAGAACUCUUCAAGUUUCGUAAUUCGCUAAAAGUUAUUACAGAUAUCAUAAUUUACUUAGUAUGCCUCUUGAAAAUUAAGGAGGAAACGAAUCUACAGGAUUUUACUGGGAAAAAAUAAUCAUCGAAGACUAAUGA
Ichthyophthirius multifiliis is the source of this 255-nucleotide messenger RNA. Its product is annotated as leishmanolysin family protein, putative. Lineage: Eukaryota; Ciliophora; Oligohymenophorea; Hymenostomatida. The transcript has 2 exons. The record is from RefSeq and is a predicted model, not a curated record.